AUGGCAGCCGCCGGCAAGAGGAACCUGGCGGAGCUGAGCCUGGACGAGUUCCUCGCCGCCGGCUCCGAGUCGGAGCCUGACGGCGGCUCGGAGGAGGAGGAGGAGGCCGCCAGCAGGAUGGGAAGGCGAGGCAGCCGCUCCAGGCCCGACCGGCUGCCAGGUACGGGCGCGCCGCUGGUCAGCAGGAAGAAGGGAAAGGCAUCUGAACAUAAAGAUCAGCUCUCCCGGCUGAAGGACAAAGAUCCUGAAUUUUAUAAGUUUUUGGAGGAAAAUGAUCGCACAUUGCUGAAUUUUGAUGCUUCAGACAGUUCUGACGAGGAGGAGGAGGGGUUGCACAUACCACCUGAUACACUGGAGGAAGCAAGUGAUGAAGAUGAAGAAGAACAUGAAACAGUCAAACGGAAGAGAGUGUGUUUCAUCCCUGUGAGCUUGAAAAUGGUUGAAGAAUGGAAAAAAGCUGCAGAGAGAAGGCUAACACCAAAACUUUUCCAUGAAAUCACUCAAGCCUUUAAAGCAUCUGUAGCAACCACCAAAGGAGAUAAUGGUGGGGCUGAUCCCAGCAAGUUUCAAGUCACUGAUGCUGCAGUGUUCAAUGCCCUUGUGUCCUUCUGCGUCCGGGACCUCUUCCGUUGCCUGCAGAAGCUGCUGCUUCUGAAAACCCCAAAGAACAAACUAAAAAUGGUCCUCCCUUCCACCAGCCCACUUUGGAGCAAGCUGCGACUGGACAUAAAAGUGUACCUCAGCUGUACCAUACAACUCCUGUCCUGUUUAACAGAAGCCUCAGUUGGUGCAGCAGUCCUUCAGCAUGUCAGUGCCAUAGUGCCUUAUUAUUUGUCCUUUCCAAAGCAGUGCCGUGCACUUCUUAAGCAAGCAAUUAAUUUGUGGAGCACAGGUGAGGAAACAGUGAGAGUACUGGCCUUCCUUGUGCUGAACAAGAUCUGCCGCUACAAGAAAGAGGUGUACCUAAGUCCCUUGCUCAAGCAAAUGUACAUCGCAUUUGUGAAGAAUUCCAGAUUCACCUCUCCCAAUGUCCUGCCCAUGAUCAACUUCAUGCAGCGCACGCUGACAGAGAUGUAUGCCCUGGACACACAUACAUCUUACCAGCAUGCCUUCAUCUAUAUCCGUCAGCUUGCCAUUCACUUGCGCAGCGCAAUGACAAUAAAGAAGAAGGAGAACUUCCAGUCUGUUUAUAACUGGCAGUAUAUCCACUGCCUGUAUUUCUGGUGUCGAGUUCUCAGCACAAUCUAUCCCAGUGAGGUCAUGGAGCCGUUGAUCUAUCCUUUGACACAGGUCAUCAUUGGCUGUAUAAAGCUGGUACCAACGUCUCGUUUCUACCCUCUGCGCAUGCACUGCGUCCGUGCACUUACGCUGUUGUCUGAGAACACCAGGACCUUCAUCCCAGUGUUGCCAUUUAUCCUGGAGGUUUUCCAACAAGUGGAUUUCAAUAAGAAGCCAGGACGUAUAAGUGCUAAGCCUAUAAACUUCGCAGUGAUCUUGAAGCUUUCCAAUGCCAACCUGCAGGAGAAGGCCUUCCGAGACGGACUCAUUGAACAGCUCUAUGACCUGAUGCUUGAGUAUCUCCAUUGCCAAGCCUACAGCAUUGGAUUCCCAGAGUUGGUUCUCCCCACUGUCAUUCAGCUAAAAUCUUUCCUGAAGGAAUGCAAGAUUGCCAACUACUGCAAGCCUAUCCGGCAGCUCCUGGAGAAACUGCAGGAAAAUUCUGCCUACAUCGCCAGCAGGCGUCAGAAAGCUACCUUUGGCGUGGCCAGCAGGGAGUCUGUGGAACAAUGGGAGAAGCAGGUCAAAGAGGAGGGGACACCUCUGACCAAGUAUUAUACUCAGUGGAAGAAGUUAAGAGAGAAGGAAAUACAACUGGAAAUCAGCGGCAAAGAAAGACUUGAAGACUUGAACUUCCCAGAAAUUAAGCGUAAGAAGCAAGAUGAAAGCAAGGAGGAAGAUAAGAAGGAAUUCAAGGACCUCUUUGAGCUGGACAGUGACUCUGAUGAGGAGAAUGUUGGAUUCCCUAUAAAAGGUAAAGCCAAAGCCAAGCAGGCAUCAGACGACAGUUCAGAAGCAAGCAGCAAGGACUAUGGCGAGGAUGAUGAUGAAGAAGAAGGAAAGUAUGAGAUCGAGGAGGACGAGGAAGAAUUGGAAGAAGACAGUGACUCAGAUGAAGGAGGGAAGGAAGCCGCCCGUGUUCCCCAAGGGUCACAGAAGCAGAGGAGCCUCACUCAUGGGAUGUCACGCUCUGACCUCGAACAGCUGGCCCAAGGAGAAGAGGACAUUGUGGAGGACUUAGCUUUCUCUGAUGAUGACUGAGCACCCUCACAGCCACCCCCUCCAAGCUUAUCCCUCACAGAGCUGCUGUGGACUGGAUCACCCAGCCUUCAGCACCUGUAGCUGGUUCUUAACAGAGGUGGUAAGAGCUGGGGAGCAUGGAGGGUGGGAGGCCAGCCCCAGGUGCCACCAAGGACUUUCUCAGUGACACAGCAGAGACGCUACUUGGACUUUCAAGCUUUUUCUACCAGUUAUGUUUUUGGUAACAGUAAAAUUGUGGUCACGUCAAGGCCAGUAAAACUGCUCAGCAUAGGUAAUAAAAAGCCCUCAUUAAAAUCUGCUGCUUUAAAUAGCGUAGGGUUCAGUUUUAGCUCCUGCUGGAGCACGAGCUGACCAAGGGAAGGACAAGUUCUUUUGUCUAAGGGUCCUCCUGUCUGUUCAGCCAACCACCCAGGUUGCCCCGUAUUUUGCUCUGGGGCCCUCCCUUUUGCCAAGAAGUUCUUAAGGAUUGCAUAGGGUGUUUCAGUGCUUUGUGUCGUCACUGCAAAUGGAAGCCUUUAUCAGUAACAUCAGAAGCAGCUCAGUUCAAUCAAGCUGGCUGUAAGUAUGCUAAAGAAGUUAACUUUACGUGCCUGCCUUAGGAUAUGGAGGGAGGGGCAGAGACUGAAGGUUGUGUAGGCACCAAGGGGUAAGAGGAGGCAAAACUAAUAAUGUAGGAAACAAACUUUCAUUUUGUGAUGGCUGUUGGAUUUGUGCGAGAUACAUUUGCUUAGCAAAAACAAGGGACAAGGCUGAGCCUGUGCUUUUAACAGACCUAUUGUUAUCCACAGUGACAUAAAAUCACCUCUUUCUAGGGCCAGUCCUAGCUGCUGAUGCUGGUGGUGAACACUGUUUUGUUCUCAGAGUCCUGAAAACAGUAGUGAUGAUUGCAGGCUGUCUUGGGCACCCAGCCUGCCUUUAUUACCUCAAAGCCAACCACUGCAUCGCCUGGGCAGCUUCUACAUGCAGCUCAUGAUGUGUCUUCCUGUAGGAGUGGUGCUUGUGGGAGGACAUCGUGUAGCUCAAGGUGGGUAUGGGCAAUUUGUCAUCUGUUGGGAAAAUAUAACCAGCUUACCUCUUGAGACCACUGUUAGUUUGCAGGACUGGCAGCUAGGAAACAUAUUUCUUUGGAAAAUAAACUGGAAAUAGAGGGUAUGUGCUGAGAGAGGUAGGAAAAGUUAAGUAUUCUUAGGGCAUAUCUGACAGCAUCACUCCUGAAAAUUAACUGUGCCUUUCAAGAGCAUUGUUAUUUGUUAAUGCGGAUUUUUGGAAAAGAAAACAGAGGCCCAGGACUAAAUACAAUCUUUAUUCUUCUCUGCCACCAUUCAGUGAGGUCAGUAGCUGUCUGUCAGCGCUUGGGGUGGCCAAGCUACCUGCACAGAUUUGGUCAUCUCUGCCUUCUGCACUGCCUACAUGUUCCUCUCCAGGCAUCCUUACUCCUGCACACCACAAGAGGACAAGAUGCUUUUUUAAAAAACAUUUUAAAAGAACAACUUUUUUUUUUUAAGAAGUUCUCUGUUUUCAUGGAGUCAGAAGAACCACAGCUCAGAAACAUUGCCUUAUGAUAGAUGAAAACCCAAAUGUACCAUAGCCUGGCUAGCGGUCUCCCUCUCACCCACACGUGUAAGUGAUAACAACUCGUUGUAUGUGAAGAGGUAAUUAUGCUCUUCCUGUCCUACACUGAGUGCUGCUCCUUUCCUGCUUCCAGACAUCAUUACCACACAGGUAAUUACUGCUGUAGUACAGUGUUGUGGGGUGUUUGCUUCAUUCACAGUUUGUUACGUCUUUUUGGAGCUUAGUGGCAGGAAUAGGGAUAGAGAUGGCUUCUUUUUCCCAACUGCACCCAGAUACCCUUUGUCCCAUAAGGGGGGAGGAAGUAACCUCAGAAAUAAGUAAUUUGGGUUUUAUUAUCAUAAUCAUCAUUAUUAUCAUUUAUAGCCUGCUCUGAGGGGGCCAAAGCACCUGCUGCUUCAUGAGGGGUUCAAGAGCACUCAAGACUGAGGUUCCCUACGGCUGGUAAAGGCUGUGUCUUCAGGCAAUUACAUAUGGGAGCCUGGGGUAUGACUACAAAGAUGAGAAUUGUAAGGCCCUAACUAUAAGAAAAAGGUUUUAACUUACCUCUUCUUCCAAAAGAGAAAGGAGUCGCUUUUUCUUCUUUAACUUAGCUGGGCAAGGUGCUGUCUGCCUUUUGGCAGCUGUGAACCAACCCUCAGAUUGGCUUUUAGGUCAGAAAUGUAGCAGCUCCACUGCACCGAGUUACCAAUGCCAGCGGUAAGGCAUAUGGCCCCAGUGUACACACAGUGAAAGAAAGGAGACUUCUUCAGUAAAGCAACCACUUGCAAGGAGCUCAGGAAGCUAGGUACCAUUUGUAAAUUAAGUGUUUUUCUUUUUUAUUUAAAUUGAUUGCUGGAAAGCAUUUUUAUCGUGAUGUGAUGGAUAAUGACUUUUUUUUUUUUUUACAAUAUAAAGAAGCUAAUGUACCACCAAGCUAUUUUGUAAGAAAAACGGUAGCACGUGCAAUGUUUAAACAAA
This is a messenger RNA of Gymnogyps californianus (California condor), 4848 nucleotides long. It is a transcript of the gene NOC2L, whose product is annotated as NOC2 like nucleolar associated transcriptional repressor. NCBI's taxonomy places the organism in Eukaryota, Metazoa, Chordata, Aves, Accipitriformes, Cathartidae. Gene Ontology annotation, cellular component: Noc1p-Noc2p complex; Noc2p-Noc3p complex; nucleoplasm. Bases 1 to 2319 code for a protein of 772 amino acids. The transcript has 21 exons. Gene Ontology annotation, biological process: ribosomal large subunit biogenesis; negative regulation of transcription by RNA polymerase II. Gene Ontology annotation, molecular function: histone binding; transcription corepressor activity. The record is from RefSeq and is a predicted model, not a curated record.